This is a messenger RNA of Phaethon lepturus (White-tailed tropicbird), 339 nucleotides long. It is a transcript of the gene RIPPLY3, whose product is annotated as ripply transcriptional repressor 3. Lineage: Eukaryota; Metazoa; Chordata; Aves; Phaethontiformes; Phaethontidae. The annotation marks the transcript as partial. The transcript is spliced from 4 exons. The record is from RefSeq and is a predicted model, not a curated record. Gene Ontology annotation, cellular component: nucleus. Gene Ontology annotation, biological process: negative regulation of transcription by RNA polymerase II; embryonic pattern specification.
UGUCGUCGCUCCCGGGGCGCCCGGCGGCAGCAGCGGCCAAGGGAGCACCCAGAGAGCAGCUCUGCUUUAUGGAGGCCCUGGAUGCUCACAGCAAGAGACAGUGAGAUGACAGAGAAUCAACAAAUGUCAGAAAUGGAUGGUCAACUAAUAAAUUCUAGACCAAAAGGAGCCUUGGGGUUUCAACACCCAGUGAGACUUUAUUUGCCCAAGUCCAAAUCCCAAAAGUUUCUUAGUAACAUCGGAGAGAAGGUUCUGGCAAGUUUUCCAGUGCAAGCUACAAUUCACUUCUACAAUGAUGAUGCUGACUCUGAGGAAGAAGAAGAAAUCAAUUCAGCCUAA